GUAAUUCUUAUACUCUUUUAAUAUAGGACUCAUGCAUAUACACUUUUUUCUCGAGGUUCAUAGUGCUAUUAUUUCGUCCCUGAUAAUAUACUGAAAAUGUGUGAUACGUAGUAUCCACAAGUGUUGUGGCAGUUGUGUGUGUCAGUCGUGAAAUAGUAUUUUAAAAUAACAUAAAAUGAGAAAUUUCUCUAAAAAUUUCCAAGAAUUUUCUUUUCUGUAAAAAUCCGAUAAAUCAAAUAAUGAGUUCAAUAAACUUCUAGCGGAACUCUGAUUUUUCGUCAUAUCCUAUUACUUAUCUUUAUAGUCAAUCAUCGUGUAUACAGAAAUUAGGGCGUGAAAAGGUUCGUUUAGUUCAAUUGGAAUUUAUAAAAGUUUAAAAAGAAAGUAUAUAUAAAACUAAAAAAUAUAUAUAAAAAUAAAUUAUUAAAAGCCGAGUGAACAAGUUACUUGAGAUUUUACAUUUUAUUAUUAAAUUUUAAAUAUUAUAUCUUUGAUUGAUUAUAUCUGGUUAUAUGAUGUUUUCUGCAUUCUUCUUUUUUUAACUAUAAAACAUAUUUUAGCAACAUGCUAUUGUUUUACAAGGAAUAAAUGUAUAAAAAAUUUUAUUGAAUCAUAAUAUGUAAUAACCAAACAUGACUGGUUCACAAAUAAUUCGGCACAUCUCUAAUUGUUUCCUGGAGAUUAUACGAUUAUUCAUGAAUAUUUUAUAAUCAUAAUGAUUCGUAAUCAUAAAAUUAUAAUAAUGAUAUUGAUCAAUAAUUUUAAGAUAACUUGUGAAAACCAGGUUUUUUAUGGACCUAACAUUGAAGCAGUAAAAAAUGUCUAGAAAGCGUGCUAGAGAAGAAACUAUGUUGAAUUCUACAUCAUAUUCAAAUAUUCAAAAUGGAGAAGAUGCAUCUUGCUCCAGGGAAGAUUCACCUGUAUAUCCUCUAGUGACAAUGACUUGGAGAAGCAACAGGAAUUCACAUAAUGAAUCAGGUCAAAUUUCACUGAAAAAGUAUAAUAGUGAAAUUUCUAUUUACCACAAAGAACUUCCAUCAAUUUGCAAGGAAGCACCUUUUAGUGAUGAUCCAGAAGCACUUGCUGAAAGAAAUGCAUGUGAUUAUAACAUUCGCAUUACAUUAAAAAUGGCAAAAAGUGGUAAAGCUCCUAGAAAAAUCAGAGUCUAUGCAGAUGGUAUUUAUGAUCUAUUUCAUCAAGGACAUGCACGACAACUUUUACAAGCAAAAAAUAUUUUCCCUAAUGUAUAUCUUAUUGUAGGAGUUUGUAAUGAUCAGUUAACACAUAGUAAAAAAGGAAGAACAGUUAUGACAGAUGUUGAAAGAUAUGAUGCAGUAAGACAUUGUCGUUAUGUAGAUGAAGUGGUUAGAGAUGCACCUUGGGAACUGGAUGAUGAAUUUCUUAUAAAACAUAAAAUUGAUUUUGUGGCUCAUGAUGAUAUACCUUAUAUGACAGAUGAUAGCACAGAUGUUUAUGCUGCCUUAAAGGCUAAAGGUAUGUUUGUAGCUACACAAAGAACAGAAGGAGUAUCAACAUCCGAUAUUGUUGCAAGAAUAGUUAAAGAUUAUGAUAUUUAUGUAAGAAGAAAUCUUGCGCGAGGCUAUAGUGCAAAAGAACUUAAUGUUUCUUUUCUCAAUGAAAAGAAAUUUCGUUUACAAAAUAAAUUUGAUGAUUUAAAAGAUAAAGGUAAAAGAGUAAUGGAGAAUAUUGGUGAAAAACGUAUGGAUAUGAUUAGCAAAUGGGAAGAAAAAUCUCGAGAUUUUAUCGAUGCUUUUCUACUUUUAUUUGGAAGAGAAGGUAGAUUGUCAACAAUUUGGAAUGAAAGUAAAGGUCGUUUAAUGCAAGCAUUAUCUCCUCCUGCAAGUCCAAAAAGAGAUGGCAGUCCAAAUGGCAGUAAUAGCAGCAAUAAUGAUGAAGAUCAGACAAGUCCACCACCGAAAAAGACUGGCCGUUUUGAAUAUUCGCAGAGUAAUUAUUAUUUAAGCGAUGAUUAUAGCGACGAUGAAGAAGAAAAUUUGCACUCUAAAUGAUAACCUCUUUUUUCAAAAUCACAUUCUUCAUUUUGACCAAAAAUAUCGUGCAAUCUCUUUAAAAAUGUUUAAAAAUAAUUUUAUGCAUCUAUGUGAUUUAUUAAUAUGGAUUAUAAUGUUAUGCUUAAUAAUUUUUUUAUGCUAUGAUUUCAUACUACAUACGAUAUAAAAUUAUUUGUUGUAAUAAUUUCAUUCAAUCCAAUCAUGCAUUAUUAUAUAUUAAUUAGAUUAUAUAUGUGCAUGAACAUUACAGAAGUCAUAGAUUACUUAAAUCGUUAUAACUAUUCUUGAGAGUUUCAUUAUCAUAUCGUUAUUUAUAUUAUUAAUAAGUUCCUAUAAUCUGGUUUUGAAUGAUAUUAUUGUUCAUUUUGAAUUUCAUACAAGAAUUUCUAAUAGUUAAACGCAUAUUUUCAUUUAUGCAAGAAAGUCUGGUUCAAAUGAUCAGUUAACAAUAUUUAUUAAUUUUCAAUUUUUUUCUUACUAAUUUUAUAUAACAUUUUUUUACAAGUUAUUCUAUAAUUAAUAAUUUAUAAUAUAUAUAUUUGCAGUGAAAAUAUCUGCAAUUAAUAUUAAAUUAUAUUUUGAUUUUUAUAAUAAAUAGAUGAUUUAAAUAUAUAUAUGUAUGUAUAUAUAUACAUGUAUAUGUAUAUGUAUAUAUAUUUUUUUUCAAUGAUCCAUUUUAAAAGUCAUAUUGAAUACAUUUAGAAUUGUUUAUGAAAAGUUAGUACAUAAAAUUAAUAUUUACUUAUAUUUUAAAUAUUACUGAUAAAAUAAUACGAAAAUAUGAAGUAAAAAAAAAUUUAUCAAAGAAUUUAUCAUUACUAUGAAUUUAAUUUGAACUAUGAAAUUAUUAGAAAUUAUUCAAAAAUUUGUAUUACAAAAAGUUGUAUUACAGAAAUUUUAAUAGUAUUGAAGAAAUUUGAACAAAUGUAAUUUUAUAAAUAAUUGUUCUUGUUUAAUCUAGAGUAUUUAUAAAAUAUAAAAAUUUUUAAUUUAUUUUUAUUAGUAAAUAAUCAUGUGUGUAGUAAAAUUCUUGAAUAUGAAUCAAUAGAAUUCAAGAAAAUGAAUAAAAAUCAAAAUGAAUAAUAGAAUUUUAAUUUAAAUAAGUAUACAUCAAAAUAAGAAUCAUUUUGAAAAUGGUGCUUUUAUUUGAAUAUAUACUGAUAUAAUAACCCUGGUACAACCAUUUUUAUAUUUUGAAAUUAUAACGUAGUUUUAUAAUAUUCUUGUAUUAUCGUAUGAUUACUAAAACAUUUGAAUGAAAUAUUUUUUUAAUAUAUAAAUAAAAUAUAUGAUAAAAAUAUUUAUUUUUAUUUUCAAUAUGUAGUAUUCAGAAUAAUGUAAUUCUUAACGCUAGCAACUUUGUUAAUAGCGUAUAGUUCCAGGGAUAAAAAAGUAUACAUUAGAUGAGUUUUAAAUACAAAAUUAAGAUAUAAUAUAUACAUAUUAAAAAUUUGUAAAAAAAAAGAAAAGGCAUAUAAAUUUGUAUACAUUGAAGUGUUUUUGUUUCUUAAAAUGUACCAAUGGUGCCUGAGUUUAACAUCUUUUAUUUAAAUAUAUAUAUAAAGUAGUAUAUUUCUGUAUGAAGCAUGUCAUAAAAUUUUUAAAAUAUAUAUGUUAAUAUUUGCUUCCCAAUGUAACUGAUGCAUAAAUUAGUAACAUGUAAUAAUAUGUGAUAAGAUAUAGUAUUUUCGAUAUCUUUUUUAAUGUAUACAUCCAAAAAUAUUUAGACACGCACACUUUUAUGAUCGAAAUAAAUUUAUGUAAUUUUAACAGUUUUCCUGUAAAUUACACUCUAGGUUUUUAAAACAAAAAAAUAUCUACAUUGUAAAAAUUAUAUCUCAAAUGCAAACACAAAAUGUAGUAAUGUUCCAUAUUAUUUAUGUAAGAGCAAAUAAAAGCUGUUCAAUGAAAUAUUACAAA
Messenger RNA from Apis cerana (Asiatic honeybee), 3953 nucleotides. RefSeq names its product choline-phosphate cytidylyltransferase A. Gene Ontology annotation, molecular function: choline-phosphate cytidylyltransferase activity; phosphatidylcholine binding. The record is from RefSeq and is a predicted model, not a curated record. Gene Ontology annotation, biological process: CDP-choline pathway. Lineage: Eukaryota; Metazoa; Arthropoda; Insecta; Hymenoptera; Apidae.